GGCGAAUAUGUUAUCAAAUCGUUCCUAAACUUAAAAAAGAAAAAAAGAAAAUCAGAAGUUUCCAUUUGGGUAUUUAGCAAAUAUAAAUAGCAAUGGCUGCCACCACAAACACGACGACUACUACUCCGGCCAUGGACUCCCCCUCGGCCGACGAGCUUGCCGCAAAAGCAGCAAACAAGCGUUAUGAAGGUCUGGUCAUGGUUCGAGCCAAAGCAAUGAAAGGUAAAGGGGCUUGGUAUUGGACGCACCUUGAACCCAUGCUGGUUCACAACACUGAAACUGGGCUUCCCAAGGCGGUCAAGCUGAGAUGUGCUCUCUGCGACGCCGUUUUCUCAGCCUCCAAUCCUUCUCGGACUGCUUCAGAGCAUCUCAAGCGUGGAACUUGCCCCAAUUUCAAUUCUGUAGCAAAACCCAUCUCCUCCAUUUCACCCACGUCUCCCGUUUUGUCUUCUUCGCCUUCUUCUUCCGUUCAUCACCACAACCACCGUAAGAGAACUUCCGCUUCUUCUGCUGCGACGUCGUAUCAAGUUCAGCCGCUCGCCAUCGUGAAUCCGCCGAGGUUCCUCGGUGGUGACCUCCCGACGACGUACCCGUCAGCAACACCGUCUGCUGCCACGCCAACAUCGUUGGUCACGGCUAGACAGCAGCAACAGCAUUUGAUGUUGUCGGGUGGGAAGGAUGAUUUGGGAGCUUUGGCCAUGUUGGAAGAUAGUGUUAAGAAGCUGAAAAGUCCUAAAACUUCUCAAGCACCAUCUCUUUCCAGAACCCAAAUCGACAGUGCGAUUGAUUAUCUCGCUGAUUGGGUUUACGAGUCUUGCGGGUCGGUGUCGUUGUCCAGUUUGGAGCAUCCAAAGUUUAAAGCUUUCCUUAACCAGGUGGGGUUGCCUGCGAUUUCUCGCAGAGAAUUCACUGGUUCUAGAUUGGAAGCGAAAUAUAGAGAACUAAAGGCAGAGUCUGAAGCAAGAAUCAGAGAUGCUAUGUUCUUUCAAAUAGCGUCUGAUGGAUGGAAAGGUAAUCCCAAGAACUAUUCUGAAGAAAAUGUGGUGAAUUUGAGCGUGAAUCUCCCCAAUGGGGCAAGUUUGUACAGAAAGGCUGUGUUCUUCACUGGUUCUUCUGCUCCUUCUAAGUAUGCAGAGGAAGUUUUGUGGGAGACAAUCACUGGUAUUUGUGGCAGCGCCCCACAGCAGUGUGUAGGGAUAGUUGCAGACAAGUUCAAGUCCAAGGCUUUGAAGAAUUUAGAGGAUCAGAAUCAUUGGAUGGUUAAUCUUCCUUGUCAGUACCAAGGUUUCAAUUCUUUGAUUAAGGAUUUCAACAGGGAGCUUCACUUGUCUAGGACUGUCACAGGGAAUUGCGUAAAGCUCGCGAGUUUUGUUAAUCACAAGUCUCAGAUUCGGAAUAGUUUUCAGAAGUAUCAAAUGCAAGAGUACGGCCACGCCUGGUUGCUACGAGCACCAUCAAGAGAGUUCGAAGAUUUCAACUUCAGGCAUGUAUAUACAAUGAUGGAGGAUAUAUUGAGUUCCAACCGUGCGUUACAGUUAAUUCUGUUAGAUGAAUCGUUCAAGUUGUUAUCCAUUGAAGACCCCACUGUGAGAGAGAUUGGAAAUAUGAUUCGUGAUGUGAAUUUCUGGAAUGAAUUGGAGGCAAUGCACGCGUUGGCGAAGUUGGUGAAGGACAUGGCUCAUGAGAUUGAAACAGAAAGGCCACUGGUUGGGCAAUGCCUUCCACUUUGGGACGAACUAAGAGCCAAAGUUAAAACCUGGUCCUCCAAAUUCCAUAUUGCAGAAGAAGAAUCAGUGAACAACGUGAUUGAGAAACGUUUCAACAAGAACUAUCACCCUGCUUGGGCUGCGGCCUAUAUUCUGGACCCUCUUUAUCUGGUAAGAGACACAAGUGGAAAGUACCUUCCACCGUUCAAAUGCUUGACGCCAGAGCAAGAGAAAGAUGUGGACAAGCUCAUAACCAGACUUGUUUCUGGGGAUGAAGCUCACAUUGCAUUAAUGGAGCUCAUGAAAUGGAGAACGGAAGGGCUCGAUCCGGUUUAUGCCCGAGCUGUACAGAUGAAGGAGAGGGAUCCUAUCACUGGGAAGAUGAGGAUUGCCAAUCCACAAAGCAGUAGGCUUGUGUGGGAGACUUAUCUGACAGAGUUUAAGUCUCUGGGGAAAAUUGCAGUGAGGUUAAUAUUCCUUCAUGCAACUUCAUGUGGGAUCAAAUGCAAUAAUGUUUCUUUGUUGAGAUGGGUUUGUGGUGGCCAUGGACGUUCUCGGAUUGGAUUGGACAGAGCACAGAAGAUUAUAUUCAUUGCUGCUCAUUCCAAACUAGAAAGGAGGGAUUUUUCCAGUGACGAAGACAAAGAGGCUGAGGUAUUCAGUUCGCAAAAUGGUGAGGAUGAUGUGUUGAACGAGGUUCUUGUAGAUACAUCCUCAGCGUAACAUCUUUUGUCUCUUUUUUCUUCUUUCCUUCCUUUCUUUUUCUGGUUCAAUCAGUUAGGGAUUUUAAUCUUAGGAUUGAUCGAAUUCUUUCCACUACCCCUUUCCCCUCUUCUUCUUCUUGGCUUUGGUCCUAAUAUUUUCUUCUUUUUUUGUGUUUGUCCUCCUUCUGUAUUUGUUCACUGGGAGGAUUUUGGGACACUGGUGGAGAUAGAAUUCCUCAGCCUCAUGAUUUGACCAUGGAAUGGUUUUAAGGUUUUUAAA
Molecule: messenger RNA, 2690 nt
Organism: Neltuma alba
Lineage: Eukaryota; Viridiplantae; Streptophyta; Magnoliopsida; Fabales; Fabaceae
Exons: 1
Coding region: 93-2429 (778 amino acids)
Source: RefSeq, a predicted model, not a curated record